This is a messenger RNA of Sorex araneus (European shrew), 4329 nucleotides long. RefSeq names its product zinc finger protein 664 (gene ZNF664). Gene Ontology annotation, molecular function: RNA polymerase II cis-regulatory region sequence-specific DNA binding; DNA-binding transcription factor activity, RNA polymerase II-specific. Gene Ontology annotation, cellular component: nucleus. NCBI's taxonomy places the organism in Eukaryota, Metazoa, Chordata, Mammalia, Eulipotyphla, Soricidae. The transcript is spliced from 6 exons. The record is from RefSeq and is a predicted model, not a curated record. Gene Ontology annotation, biological process: central nervous system development; regulation of transcription by RNA polymerase II. Bases 1193 to 1978 code for a protein of 261 amino acids.
GCCGGGCGGUGCGCACGCGCGCUGGCCCCCGGAGGCGUCUGGGGGUGCGGAGCGCGCGCGCGCGGCUCGGAGCGCACCUGUGAGGCGGCCCCCGAGGAGCGGGCGGCGGGGCGCGCGGAGCCCGCGGCCUGGGGCGCUUCCACCGCGCACUUGGAGGCCGGGCGGGAAGCGCGCGCGGGGCAUGAGGGACCCCCGGCGCCCCCCGCGCGCGACGCCGCCGCCGGACGCCUCCAUUGUCUGACCGCGACCCGGGCCGGAGCCUCGCGCAGGAGUCAUUGGGCCAAGUCCCCCGAAGAGCAGUUUUCCCAGGACAGCGGAGAACAGCGCUCUGUGACUCCGUGUCAGGGGACAAAGCGGCGAAGCAAGGGUUUUGGGGCCACCGGCAAUCUGCACGUCACGUUUGGGGAAGUGCAAGUCCAGGCCGCCAUUGGGAAGCUUAAGCUCACUUUCUCGAGGUGGACCGGUCGCUCGGCGUCUCCUGUGCUCCCAGGCUGGCUGUCUGCCUUCUGGCUCUGAAGGAGGCUCCACCUGAGGCUGCUCUCCGCUGGCUGGCAUGUGACUUGUAAGGAUUUGACUGCCUUGAAGGACCUGCAGGUUCAAGAGACGCAUCCUUCUGGAAGAUAAGAGAGCUGCUUCCUCAAGAUUAAGGAAAGGAGGCCGGAGUGGACCGUGUGGACUCUGGGGAUGGAGCCGCGUGUCUGCCUCCGUGGAGCCGGCACCCUGGGGCUGUCCGACGCGUGGCCGGCCCCGUGUCCCUGACCCUGACCCCGCUGCCAGCGCACAGCAGUUCCCCCUUCACCGCAGGAACCCGGGAAGUGAGAGGCACAGCCUUGUUCUACGGGAGGAAGAUUCUGGGGGCUGAAAUUACAAAGGUUUGCACCUUGGCGGCCCCUUGGAAUGUUGACAGCUCAGGACCUGCCAGAGAGUGGUGUGUUACUGAGUCACAGAGUCCAUGGCAGUGACAGUCACUUUAUGGUCAGUGGGAAUACUGGGUGAGGGACAUUAUGCAGGAGGAAGCCUUCCUGAGAGAGACAGGCAGGGAGAAACGGGGGCUGACCCCGAGCCUACCCAGUAGAGCCCGCCUGAGGCAGACUGCCGGCAGGGCGCACUGAGAGACUUUCCAGGUAGCAGCCCUGUCGCUAGAGUAGUUGUAAGGGAAUUUUCUCCUGAAUCUCGAUACCAAAUAGGAAAGAUGAUCUACAAAUGCCCCAUGUGUCGGGAGUUUUUCUCUGAGAGGGCAGACCUCUUCAUGCACCAGAAGACCCACACUGCUGAGAAGCCCCACAAAUGUGACAAGUGUGACAAGGGUUUCUUUCAUAUAUCAGAGCUCCACGUCCAUUGGAGGGACCACACGGGCGAGAAGGUCUAUAAAUGUGAGGAUUGCGGGAAGGAUUUUAGUACCACCACAAAGCUUAAUAGGCACAAGAAAAUCCACACGGUGGAAAAGCCCUAUAAAUGUUACGAGUGUGGCAAAGCCUUCAAUUGGAGCUCACAUCUUCAAAUUCACAUGCGAGUCCACACAGGCGAGAAGCCCUAUGUGUGCAGUGAGUGUGGAAGGGGCUUUAGUAACAGCUCCAACCUCUGCAUGCACCAGAGAGUGCACACGGGAGAGAAGCCCUUUAAAUGUGAAGAGUGUGGGAAGGCCUUCCGGCACACUUCCAGCCUCUGCAUGCACCAGCGGGUGCACACCGGAGAGAAACCCUAUAAGUGUUACGAGUGUGGGAAGGCCUUCAGCCAGAGCUCGAGCCUGUGCAUCCACCAGAGGGUGCACACCGGGGAGAAGCCCUAUCGCUGUUGUGGCUGCGGGAAGGCCUUCAGCCAGAGCUCGAGCCUGUGCAUCCACCAGAGGGUGCACACGGGGGAGAAGCCCUUCAAAUGUGACGAGUGUGGGAAGGCCUUCAGCCAGAGCACCAGCCUCUGCAUCCACCAGAGGGUGCACACCAAGGAGAGAAACCAUCUCAAAAUAUCAGUUAUAUAAAGCGUUUUUGCUCAGAGUUAAAAUCCUGAAACCCAUAAGUGCCACUAGGAAGGAAACCCUGUAAAUACCUGCAUUGACCCGAGAAAUUUUUACAGCCAGCCCAGCAGGACACUCUGUUUGAAGAGGCGUAUGUGAGGUGGAUUCUUUCUUUUUUUCUUUUCUUUUUUAAUUCAUGCCAAGUAUGUUCCACUUGAGUCUGAAUCUGGAAUCCCUCUGACUGUCUCCCCGAGACAGGCUGUGAGGCCCGGGUGCACAUGCGUUUCUCGGGCUUCUGGCUUGAUGCCUUGGUAGUGGAAUGACUACACGAGAGCCCAGACGGUUGCCCGGCCCUGCGGGCACGUUGGCUGCGCAUGGCGUGGGCAGUUCCCCAGACACCCCCGCAAGAGCUCAUGCCCUUCCUUCCUUUUGAUGCAAGCAUACUGGUCACUGGUCACUGCGUUUGGACACGGAUGCUCUACUCCUCCGUGCUUCCGUGCUUCUGACGGGACCUCUGGGUCCUGCCCGGCUCGAGUCCCACAGAGCCGUUCUUCCUGAAGCCAUUUUACCUCUCUGUCCUCAAGUACCCAUAAGUCUCCAUCCUUCCUAGAUGGCAUUAAAUUUCAUCUUAGAUCUUAGUAACUCAUAGUUUCCGUUCACUUGUCCUGCGAGAGUGACCUUGGCAGGCAUAGGUGCCCUUGAACUUUCCUUCAACUUGUUUUAAAAUUCCAUGGAUCAGCUAAUCACUGUCUCUGUGUGCCAGAAUUGAGUGACUACAUCACCUAUUUUUAACUUGAAAAUUUUUUUUGGAAAUAGCUGAAUGUAAAUAGAGAGGAAGAGGCGAGCGAGCUCAGCGCCCUCUUCGUGCAGGGGCUCCGCGAGCUUCCGUGUCCCCGGCAGAGCCCGCCCGAGCCGGGGUGGUCAGUUUUGGCCUCUGGGGUUGCAGGUAGUGCCGCAAGGAGGCCUCACCCCCCACCCCACCCCCCGGAGGACAGCCGUCUCGCUUGGCGGGCACAAGUCUGUGGUGAAUCUGUCAUCGUCCUUUUCUUUCCUCAUUCAUUCAACCAAGACUCAUUGAGCGCCGCCUCCACGCGGGCGCCGUGCCUGGUGCUGGGAACACAGAGGCAGGCGGGCAGGGCCCUGCUUCCGCGGGGGAGACGGAGCGUGAGAAGGAAACCGAUCCAUGACGUAGUUUGAGGUAGUGAUUAAGUGCUAUGAAGAAAAUAAACUAGGGUGGUGGUGUAGAGUGGUGGGGGGUGGGGGGCAGUGUUAGCUAGCGGUCAGGGAAGGCCUUUCUGAGGGCGCAGAGCAGCCCAGGCACGGCCGCUGCGAAGAGGGAGGCAGUGGGCAGGUGCCGAGGUGCCCAGCUGCCUCCUUGCACCGCCCCGCCCCUCCCUUUUUUCUUUUUUUUCUUUCUUUCUUUCUUUUUUUUUUUUUGCUAGAUUAAUACUAAAAGCUCAUGUGAAGGAACUCAAGGAAUGUUUAGAAGACCAAAAGUCCCCGAUGACAAGAACAAAAAGCAACUAACUUUUGACUCUGUUUCUCCUUUCGUUCCUGUCUUCAUUGAUUCCCACAUGUAGCCCUUUGCUCAGGAAGUCUUUGGGGGAAUCAAGGAUCUUUGAAGCUCUGAAAGGGGCUGUUGGGUUAGUAUCUGUCCGCGUCAGAGUGGGAAUAAGCUGCCCAGAAUCGCCAUCCGAGUACUGAGACUAAGCUUGAUUUUCGCUUCAUACGUGGAUCGAUUUCUUCUGUGUGAUUGGAAGGGGUGUUUGUGUGGCUGAACCCCCCUCCCGCAGGCAAAGGGGAUUUCAGAGGCCCACACAGUUCCCAGGGUGGCCACUCAGCGAGGUGGGAUUUGGGGGGCCGCGUCAGUGCCAGUCGAGACCCCAGAGACUGACCUGUCCCCGGUGGCCUUGUUCUGUGCAAAAACCCCUUCCAGGCCUGAACUCCUCAAGCCCCAUGUACUGUCGUGUCUUAACACCCAUGUCCUGUAGCGCGGAGCGUUAGAGAGAGCCUGGACUCGUAGUUGGUAGAGAGCCCAUGGGAAUAUCACGGAUAGAAUUUUAGUUUUAGGAAGAAUCGGUUUGAUUUCUAGAUUUCUGACUAUUAGGUACGUGAGCUUGGCAGGCCGCCUAGCCCGGGAGCCUGGCUCCCCCUCAGGACGAGGCGGCCGGCGGCCGAGCUCUCGGCUAGUCCUAGAGUUCUAUAUUUCUACAUAGUUGAAUUAUUUUAUCACGCUGUUCUGGGGGGACCGACUAACACUUCUGAAGCUACUAAUCUUAUGUCGAGCUUUAAAGUCCAUGAUUGUUACCUUUGGAAAAUAUUAUUUGACCUACAGUAUGUCCAAAUCAAUUUAAUAAAAUCACUUUAUAACAGGG